Molecule: messenger RNA, 3179 nt
Organism: Microtus oregoni (creeping vole)
Lineage: Eukaryota; Metazoa; Chordata; Mammalia; Rodentia; Cricetidae
Gene: Spred2
Product: sprouty related EVH1 domain containing 2
Exons: 6
Coding region: 823-2067 (414 amino acids)
Biological process (GO): multicellular organism development; negative regulation of MAPK cascade
Cellular component (GO): membrane
Molecular function (GO): protein kinase binding
Source: RefSeq, a predicted model, not a curated record
CUAAAACCCGGAGCCCCGGAGACAAGGAUUUGGAGCGGGACAAACACUGCGCCAACCACGCCGUUCCGCUCUGCUCCUCCCGGACUAGAAGCUAGCGGGAGGGGGGAGUAGAAGCGGGCACUCUCAGUAGGCGGGACAAAGUGGUGUGUGUGUGUGUGUGUGUGUGUGUGUGUGUGUGUGUGUGUAUGUGUGUGUGUUCCUCUCUCUCUCUCUCUCUCUCUCUCUUUUUGGUUGCAAGUAGGAAGCUUUUUGCACUCCACCACCUCUGGCCGCUGGGAAGACGUCAUCGCUUCCGCCCUACUUCCUCCUCCUGUUGGCGGCGCUGAGAAUCCAAUAUGGAGUAAAUCGGUGGAGUCGCGAGAUGGGGUUCGGACGGGGCGCCCUGCACCGCCUCCUAGGCGCACCUCCCCCGGCAGCCGAGCGCUACCCGGAACCCUGAUUGGCCAGGUCCCCGGGGUCGACCCCGGCCCGGCCUCACUGCAGCCGGCCGCCCGCCCGCCGCCCCGAGCGUGCUUGUUUUUCUGCUGCUCUACUCCUCCGGGGUCCCCUUCCCAAAUCUCGCCCCUGUGCCCGUUUGGAGCCCGGGGGCCGCGCCCGGCCGGCCUGUGGCGUCCGCUGCCCGGUGCACCCCUUCCCAGACCUCGCCCUGCGCUCGGGGAGCGCCGUUUCUCCGCCUGCCUAGGCGCCCCCUUCAUCUCUAGCUCCCCCCCUCCACCACCAAAUCAGGAGAUGUCGGAGAUGUGAAGAAGGGGGGCGAGCGCACAGGAAGAUGAAGGGAGCCAGGCUGCCCGCCGCGGGACAGGCGUCUAGGUGAACAAGAAAAUGACCGAAGAAACACACCCGGACGAUGACAGCUAUAUUGUGCGUGUCAAGGCUGUGGUUAUGACCAGAGAUGACUCCAGCGGGGGAUGGUUCCCACAGGAAGGAGGCGGGAUCAGUCGCGUUGGGGUGUGUAAGGUGAUGCACCCCGAAGGCAAUGGACGAAGCGGCUUUCUCAUCCAUGGUGAACGACAGAAAGACAAACUGGUGGUACUGGAAUGCUAUGUCAGAAAGGACUUGGUCUACACCAAAGCCAAUCCGACGUUUCAUCAUUGGAAAGUUGACAAUAGGAAGUUUGGUCUUACUUUCCAAAGCCCUGCGGAUGCACGAGCCUUUGACAGGGGCGUGAGAAAAGCCAUUGAAGACCUUAUAGAAGGCUCCACCACCUCAUCUUCCACUAUUCACAACGAGGCCGAGCUGGGAGACGAUGACGUUUUUACAACAGCCACAGACAGUUCUUCUAAUUCCUCACAGAAGAGGGAGCAGCAUACAAGAACAGUCUCCUCCCCCACGUCCUGUGAGCACCGGAGGAUUUAUACCCUUGACCCAUACCCUGUGGACCAUUACCACCCCGACCAGCGGCUGCCGAGGUCCUACCCCCAGGUCACCUUCCCGGAGGACGAUGAGGAGAUUGUGCGCAUCAAUCCUAGAGAGAGGAUCUGGAUGACCAGCGGCUAUGAGGAUUACCGGCAUGCGCCUGUGCGCAACAAAUUCCUGGAUACCGCGGAGGACGCGGACUCCUAUGUGCGCUUUGCCAAGGGCGAGGUGUCCAAACACGACUACAAUUACCCCUAUGUGGACUCCACAGACUUUGGCUUCGGCGAGGAUCCUAAAGGCCGUGGUAGCAGCGUUAUCAAGACGCAGCCAGCCAGGGGCAAGUCCCGGCGGCGCAAGGAGGAUGGCGAGCGCUCCCGCUGUGUGUAUUGCAGGGACAUGUUCAACCACGAGGAGAACCGGAGGGGCCACUGCCAGGAUGCCCCCGAUGCCGUGAGAACUUGUAUCCGCCGCGUGAGCUGUAUGUGGUGCGCAGACAGCAUGCUCUACCACUGUAUGUCGGACCCCGAGGGAGACUACACGGACCCUUGCUCGUGCGACACUAGCGACGAGAACUUUUGCCUCCGGUGGUUGGCAUUAAUCGCCUUGUCCUUCCUGGCCCCCUGUAUGUGCUGUUACCUUCCCCUUCGGGCCUGUUAUCACUGUGGAGUGAUGUGCAGGUGCUGCGGCGGGAAGCACAAAGCCGCUGUGUGACUCGGUUUCCUGCUCUCCCCGUCUCACGGCCACAGCCACAGGGAACUUGUCUCUUGCAUACCCCACCCCACAUCUUCUCCCCAGGCUUUCCUGGUCUCUAACAACAUCAUUCCAAACCUGGGGAAUCUACCACUCCUGUGUCAGCCACAUAACCCAUUCGUUCGCUCGCAAUGUUCUGAGAAGGGGAGCCUUCUCAUAGACUUGUGUUAUGUUAUCAGCCUGUGAUCGCGCCGUCUUAUCCACGUGUUGAUUUCCUGUCCUGCCUCCCCACCUCUUCCAGUUCUAAGGAACGUUCAGUAGAAACGUAGAUUCGGAGGGGUUUAGAGUUGAUUUUUCCUCUGUGAUCCGGUUUGCCUGUCGCUAACAAGCACAGGUUCGUCGGAGAUGUGACCGAAUGGUGAGACCCUACCGUAAGUGUUGUAACCUGCAGUGUGUUGUAACUUCGGGAGGUGAGCAGAAAAACUAAACAAUAAUAGGGCUUUAACUCCGAAAGCCAAAUGCCCGCAGCUACUGCGGUUUCUGUCUUUUCAACCAUCAGUUUCUGUCUUUCGACCAUCGUCAUCUUCUGCCCCUCCCCCACCUGUUGAAUUCAUUCACUCAUGCAAAGCAGUUACCUUUAAAAUGACUUGAGAAUUGAGCCUUAACUUCAGAUUAACUUGUGAGAAUCAGGAAAAAAUUCCUCAAAUUGCAUUGCAUCCUCUUAGACCAGGGUUAGAAAGGGGAUUUUGGGUUUUUAUGAGCCUGCCCAGUUUACCCCUAAAAUAGAACUUUUUUUUAAAAUUAUAUUACCACUUCUAAAAACCUUAGCAAUAUUAGAAUAACACAUCAAUGAAAUAAAUUUUCCUCAUUGUUUCGCAAACCAAAUACAUUUAUUCAAACACAAACCAGUGUUCUGUGAUCAAGUUCCAGUUGAAAAACACUAGAAGUUGUGGUAGAUAAAAUUAUAGCCACUCCCCGCCCUCUGCAACUGUUUUCUAUUAUUCAGGGGGAACUUUAAGUACCAUAAAAUUUGUGGUGCCUUGCGUUUUGUUUUAGGCUUAACGUUUUGGUUUUAAUUUGGGGCUCGAUUCAUUUAUACUUAGGAAAAAACAAGGCCAUAUGUAAAAACCCUU